AUGGGCUGCAUGCGAGCUGGAAAAGCGUGUAUUGUACCGAACAGCGGGACUGCUGCAUUGGUUUCUCGUUCAUCCCCGCCACCUUGUCUGUCUUUGGACGACCACUUCUGCCCACCAUUCCCCCUUUUUCUUCUUGUUUCAGUGCAUGUACGUGUCUAUCCCACUACUUGUCGAGUGAUACCAGGAUCUGUCUUUUGUGCUUUCUGUUUCAAUUCCGAGGUUUCUGUUUGGAUCAGCGAUGGCGUUGUAUUGGGCGAAAGCGAGUGGGAAAAAUCAUCGGAAAAUAAUUGGCGCUCGAUGACCAUUUCAUUUCUGAGCAAGCAUCUGAUUUCAUGA
Messenger RNA from Penicillium oxalicum, 336 nucleotides. RefSeq lists its product as uncharacterized. The transcript has a single exon. Bases 1 to 336 code for a protein of 111 amino acids. The record is from RefSeq and is a predicted model, not a curated record. Lineage: Eukaryota; Fungi; Ascomycota; Eurotiomycetes; Eurotiales; Aspergillaceae.